AUGAAAUCUGUCGACCAAAGAAACCUCCUUGCAUGUCUCUUUCAAAAGAGGCAUCUACUCAAAGCAUGUGAUGGGCAUCUCAUAGGGUUCAUCGUUGAUGCAUUGAGCCGAGAAUGGUCUACCAGUCAACCUGCGGACGAAGACACGACAGGUGCGCGGAGACAACGUGACAAACGUCUAGUCAAGUAUGCGACAGAAUGUGUGAAGGAGCUCAUGCGUGGAGGGUGGUCUCCGGACGCGAUAGUCCUCUACACGAACAUAAACUACGACCCUUCGGGUCCCGAUUGUUCGAGAAACGUCUUGACUCCUUCACGCCUGGAUUCAGAGACGAUGGGGCAUCCAGAGGAAAUCGCUGGUUAUCUCGGAGAGCCACGGUCCGCAUCAGAUGGCUCUAAACCGUUACUCGUGGCAGGAAAUUGGAAUACUCGUACACUGCAUCGCAUGGUCGUUAGUCCCGUUGGAAGGCCUUUGGAGACUUUCAGGAGCAGUCGUGAGCUCAUCGCCGUAAUGUACGACGCAAUUCAAGCCCACCGUGAUGCAUGGGAGAUAGCUGGUAUUCUGCACAAAAACAUUUGUCCGGCAGUCAUCAUGAUGAGCAACGACCUAAUAGCGCCAUAUGGGCUCCUCAUUGAUUGGGAGAUAUGA
This is a messenger RNA of Fibroporia radiculosa, 645 nucleotides long. RefSeq lists its product as uncharacterized. NCBI's taxonomy places the organism in Eukaryota, Fungi, Basidiomycota, Agaricomycetes, Polyporales, Fibroporiaceae. The transcript has 4 exons. Bases 1 to 645 code for a protein of 214 amino acids. The record is from RefSeq and is a predicted model, not a curated record.